AAUGAGCAGUCUCGCUUUGCAACUCGCGACCGCCCGGCACAUCCAUAUUCAUUGUGCGAAAUUAUAUGAACUUUUUUUAUUUUUGAAAAAAUGUGCUUAGUUUGUGUCUGGUGCUGUGAAAAUUUUUGACCAUGUGGACAGUUCCUAUUUUCGCUAAUUUAUUAUUAUGUUUAUCGUUCAGUGAACAGAUGACAUUUCAAAGACUGAGUUGUUUCAACACAAAAUCCACCAAUCACACAAGAAAUUUCCCCGUCAGGGCCCGAAAAAAUGUUACACAGAUCUCAACACCCAAUCCGAUAGAUUUAAACACAACAGUUAUAGAUCGGUCGGGGACGAUGAUAUUUCCCGACGCAAGUUCAAAGGAACCAAAGGGACAGUGCUACUUCGGUAUGUGCGAUAAGAUCGACAAUUAUCCGUCGAACGAAAUAGAACGAAUAUUAGAAAAAUCGCCGGAUUUUAGACAAUACCUGAUUCCACGGGUGCAAAUAGACAACAGAGAUCAGUUCGGUUUAGACGACGAUGAUACUAUGUGCGCCACAUCGAAGUUUACCCGAUUUCCGGAAUCUGCGAAGAAUACUCGGAACGAAGAAAAAAUAAUUGUCAAAUCCAAAGACCACAUACAAGGCUUCGAAACUGUGCUGUGUAAAAAUGAGGGAACAGCUUGCAGAUUCUCGGCCUUCUUCCCCAAUUACGAGGCCACAUGCACACAAAAAUUCGCCGUCCGCCGAUUAAUGGUCUACGAAAAAAAUAAGGAGAACUUCGUGUUUGAUGAUUUUCAAAUUCCCUCGUGUUGUGUUUGUACUGUACGAGUUAAAGCUAGAUGAUAGUGUUUGCAUGUUUUAUUUUGACAAUAUUUUAAUUUGCAAUAAAAGUCUAAAACGAA
Aethina tumida (small hive beetle) is the source of this 883-nucleotide messenger RNA. Its product is annotated as neurotrophin 1. The record is from RefSeq and is a predicted model, not a curated record. Gene Ontology annotation, molecular function: Toll binding; growth factor activity. Gene Ontology annotation, cellular component: extracellular region. The transcript is spliced from 4 exons. NCBI's taxonomy places the organism in Eukaryota, Metazoa, Arthropoda, Insecta, Coleoptera, Nitidulidae. The coding region runs from base 132 to 824 and encodes 230 amino acids. Gene Ontology annotation, biological process: regulation of Toll signaling pathway; central nervous system formation; innate immune response.